Messenger RNA from Drosophila mauritiana, 1576 nucleotides. It is a transcript of the gene Alg1, whose product is annotated as chitobiosyldiphosphodolichol beta-mannosyltransferase. Gene Ontology annotation, molecular function: mannosyltransferase activity. Gene Ontology annotation, cellular component: endoplasmic reticulum. NCBI's taxonomy places the organism in Eukaryota, Metazoa, Arthropoda, Insecta, Diptera, Drosophilidae. The record is from RefSeq and is a predicted model, not a curated record. The transcript has 3 exons. The coding region runs from base 109 to 1449 and encodes 446 amino acids.
GCAGCAGCUGAGUACGGUCCCACUAUUCCGCAGGAUUCAACCGAAUCACAAACAAAACGCGCAAUUGCCUUUGAUCGCAGAUAAAGCGCGUAUUUUUCCUGCCCAGCGAUGACGGAAGUGCCGCCCAAGAAGCGCAACGCCUGCGUCAUCGUGCUGGGCGACAUUGGACGCAGUCCGCGCAUGCAGUACCAUGCCCAGAGUCUUCUGGAGGAGAACUACCACGUGGACAUGAUUGGGUAUCUGGAGACGAGGCCGCUGGAGGAACUGACCCAACAUCCGCGUUGCCGAAUCCACGAGCUAACUGCCGUCCCAGUGACGAACCUAACGCCCAAACUGCGCCUGCUCUUCAAGGUCUUUUGGCAGACACUCAGUCUGCUGAUGGCUCUCAUUUCCAUUGGCCGUCCCAGCUUCCUACUCGUCCAGAAUCCGCCCGGCAUUCCCACGCUGAUUGUGUGCUAUCUGUACUGUGCGGUCACACGGACCAAGCUGGCCAUCGAUUGGCACAACUACACGUACACAGUGCUGGCAUUGGGAAUGUCGAAGGGAGAGCAGAGUCCUCUAAUUCGAUUGGUUAGGCGACUGGAGCGAUACUUCGGCUCCAAGGCACACACCCACUUCUGUGUGACGCGGGCCAUGCAGGAGGAUCUGCAGCAAAACUGGGGCAUUGGGCCUGUCAAAGUUCUGUAUGAUCGUGCGCCCGCGCAAUUCCAUCCCAUCGACUUGACUCACAAGCACGAGCUGUACCUGAAGCUGGCCAAAGACUAUCCACAGUUCCAGGCCAAGGACGCCGAACAAUUCGAUGUUCUGGAGGCCACCGCUCUUACCCUGAAGCUGGCCAGCGGUAUUGUGCAGUACAGACCUCAGCGACAAGCCGUGCUAGUUUCCAGCACCAGUUGGACGCCGGACGAGGACUUCGGUAUACUCCUUAAGGCUUUGCAAGCUUACGAGGAGACUGCGCAAGCGGAGCCGUUGAUUUAUCCUUCCCUGCUGUGCAUCAUCACCGGAAAGGGGCCACAAAAGGAGCACUAUGUGGCGGAGAUCGAGAAGCUGCAAUGGCAGAAGGUGUCGGUAAUCACGCCCUGGCUGGAGAUCGAGGACUACCCCACUGUUCUGGCCAGCGCCGACCUGGGCGUGUGCCUGCACUGGAGCACCAGUGGGCUGGACCUGCCCAUGAAGGUGGUCGACAUGUUCGGCAGCGGGCUGCCUGUCUGCGCUUACGAUUUCAAGUGCCUUGAUGAGCUGGUGAAGCACGGCGAGAAUGGCUUCGUGUUUGGCGACCAUGUUCAGCUGGCCGAGCAGCUGAGGAUAUGGUUCGAGAAUUUUCCAAAGAAUCCCAGCAUCCAGGAGACUAGAGCUAGUUUUCAGCGCAAAAUCCAUGAGUUCCAGGAGCUGCGAUGGCGGGAGAGUUGGCUCCAGAUCGCGGCACCCGUACUGGAGGCAUUUCUGUAGAGCAUUUUGACAAAGAUUUGACAAUUACACGUUAUGAGAGACUUUCUUUGAUUGCUAAUCGCUUUUCCUAGGUUAGUUACUAUAAAUUCUUUACACAAAAGGGCUUAAAACUUGCUUAUGCAGAUUA